Osmia bicornis bicornis is the source of this 2264-nucleotide messenger RNA. RefSeq lists its product as uncharacterized. Lineage: Eukaryota; Metazoa; Arthropoda; Insecta; Hymenoptera; Megachilidae. The record is from RefSeq and is a predicted model, not a curated record. Bases 1689 to 2264 code for a protein of 191 amino acids. The transcript has 3 exons.
UUACCAAGCCGCAUGAUAUACAGCAAUACUAAUCUAUACAGGCAAUCUAUACUACUAUACUAACAUACAGGUUUGUCAAACAAUUAUUUUAAUAACUUUUCGGUCUUACUUAGAUUUUGACUGAUUUAUUAAAAAUAUAGAAUCGAAGGAAAUCCAAAUUGUGUCCUUUUAGUUGUCAGUGCCAGGUGUGGUAAAAGAGGAACUCGUGAAACAGGUACGAUUGUUAUACUGACUGUGCUCUUCUCAUGUAGAUCUAGCUUCACCUGGGGGGUGUCUGGGACCCCAAAAUUAGGACUCCUCAAGAAGAAAGGCAUGUAUGUAUAGUCGUUUUGUAUCUGCAGUUACUGUACGUACAUACAAUAUAAGAAAGUGCUUCUGCGCCUGUGCAAAGGGGCAGCCAAAUCUGUGGAACAGCAUAAAAGAAAAAGUUUUGACCAUUUCCAAGAAGUAACGAAAAUACUUCCAGGAAUUAAUGGUCAUCUCUUUCCCUCUCCUCUUACGCUCAUCCGGGGAGAAUCGAAAGGAUAGAUUUCUUGGAAAUGUUUUCACAUUAUACAAUAUUGUUGUGUAUAGUAUACAUAAAUGUAACAUUUUACAUAUUUGGCCUAAAAAUAGUAUUAUUUAACUUACUCUCUGAAACAAUACAAACAAAUAUGUGUCUUUUUUAAUUUUUAAACGUAAUGUUCUGUUGUAGAUACAUAAGGUUUCCAACAUAGAUGCAUUUUCCAAAUCGUUUUCUAACAUCGGUCAAGCGUUACAGGUACAUACAUCUACGAUUGUUAGGAACUCGUUUGCUGUCCCUUUUUCGCCCCCACUGUAUAUCCUGACUAUUGAGUACCUUUAAGUAUGCCCCACUCUUCGAAAUCUUACAAUAGUGUGUGUAGCUAAUAAAAAGAAUAGAAGAAUUGUCCGUAUAUUAUUCAAUGAUACCUUCCAAAAUAUAUGAAGCAGUUCUAGAAUUGAUAAAAUCUAUUUUCUUCCUACACAGAAAUGAGAAUAUAAUAUUUCAGAGCUUUGAAUUAGCGAUUUUUCGUAUUACGGGGUUGAAGCAGUGGCGCCAUCUAAUGUGUACAGGGACGAACCUAUUAUUUUUUUAAACGGUAUUAAUUGUCACUAGAUUAUUAUUAAAUAUUAUAAUAAUACCUGUGUUACUGUUUGUAACUCCGAUCUAAUAAUAUUCGAUGAAUUAAUCGAACUUUUAUAAAAGGAAUAUGUAAAAUUGAAGAUGCACAGAUUUCGUAGAUAUUCCAAAAAAUAUAUGUUCGUCCCUGCAAACCUGCGCCCCGCUCACACAUGCAACACAAUACGCAGUUCGUAUGCGUAUGCGACUCGAAUACCAAGAGGCGUAGUUUGAAUAGACGAACCUGUUCGGUACUUUGUUCCCUCUGUCAGGAGAGAACAAUAUCCUUACACUCACACAGAAAGCAGGCGCACUCUGGUGUCGAAGCUGUAGACAAAAUGGUACGCGCCAUUUUGUUUAGUGUUCGCUGGACGCGUCGUGCGUCGGGGUGGUGUAGGGUUGUUUUCGUGACAGUCAACAAGAAUAUAUUCGCGAUUAUUUGAGCUUACUUGCAACUAAACGUGUACAAUAGUGUUUCAAUUAAAUCAGUGCAAUAUAUGUAUAUUUUUCUGCAUGAUUAUCGUGACGCGGUACACAAGGAUCAGUUUUUUGAGAGUCGAGGACUCUCAUGUCCACAGUGUCAGACUCGAUAGUUGAAAAAAACUUUUGCAAAUGCAUGGCGCCAGUUACAAUUACAUGGAUAUUUUAUAGGGAAUCGUGGCUAUUGCCGUCUACAUCGGCAGAUUUUUUUUCUACAGUAUACCACGUCUUAAUAUGUUCAGUAUGGUGGUCAAUAAAGCGACAAAUCGGAAGAAACAAACACCCCUCUCAUUACGAUUCGUUCUUCCCCAACUUUACUCAUAAGAGCGUAGUCUGUCCGAGAAACGAAGGGUGCAACGUGUUCACUCUUUUAGAACAUCGAUUUGUUAAGUCUGCAAAAUUUUCAACCCCUUUGCUGUAUGGACGAAAAUUCACAGUUGCGAUUAAACAAACUAGAGUACCAAAUGAUAAACGAGAAUGCGUACUCCUGCUGAGACCGAAACACUAUCUCAACCUGAGAUGUACAAAUUUGAAUCUCAGGAAAGCGAAGCACCAUCGGGUGGCAAUCAAGUGGUUUUGUCACCCUCCCGUCCAGAAACGCACAUAUUUACUAAUAGGUAAAAUAAAAAACAUAUUUAAUAACCGUGAUACUUUGUGUCUGUAA